Messenger RNA from Strongylocentrotus purpuratus (purple sea urchin), 2819 nucleotides. RefSeq lists its product as uncharacterized. The coding region runs from base 236 to 1165 and encodes 309 amino acids. The record is from RefSeq and is a predicted model, not a curated record. The transcript has 5 exons. Gene Ontology annotation, molecular function: protein binding. NCBI's taxonomy places the organism in Eukaryota, Metazoa, Echinodermata, Echinoidea, Camarodonta, Strongylocentrotidae.
UGAAGCGAUUGUCUUCAAAUGCCAUCCUCUUGGAUUUCCAGAUUUUUCAUUUGAAUAAAACAUUCAAGUAAUUUGCAUAAUACCUCACGAACUGACGCCUCUGUAAUGUACGUGAUGAGAGCAUAGACACACGAGACAUCUCCAAGAGCAUGCUAACAUAGCAGUCUGGAGAAAUCAGAAAGGCGUUUUUCAAAUCGAUUUCCAGCUAUAUUAAAGCUUCACCCUGGAUUUAAGAAUGGCGAGUGGGCCAUCCUACAUGCUUAUAUGCAUCUUGAUGCUAAUGAUCGUGAGAGAAGGCGUAGCUUCGUCAGAGUUCCUGAAUGACUUCGGUUUGUGUAUCGUGGACAAAGCUUUGACAUCAUCAGCCCCGUAUUUGAUCUUUUCAACGGAUCCCGUGGUUGAGAGAGGCUCAGCGGCCAGGUAUUCUAAACUUUCCGGUAAGAUCGAGAUCAAUGAUGACGGUACUUAUCUAUUCAUUAUUCAUCGACCUGGAUUGGGGAUCGCUUUUCAACCACUUCUGCUGGUAGUCGAAGACUGGGGGAUAAUCGCUUUUACACUGAACAGCGGAGAAAGGGCGACUUUUACCGCUCAUGCGUUGGCCGAGUUGAAGAGGGGCAAUGUUGUGUAUGUGUAUAACAAAGCUGACGUCGUUGGAGAUGAAAAUCGACCUUUUAUUUUCUCGGUGUUUCUCCUCUAUCACAAGCCGAUCGUUUCGUUUCCACGCGCUCGUCAGAGUGCUUUUUCAGUUUAUGGCUUGGUCUACAUAAUAGAGCAGCAACUUGCUGAUUCGAUGAUCGACAUGUACGCACCUCCAGACGUCAACAUCGGCGACGGAUUCGACAGUAGGGCAGGUGUCUUUACAGCCCCCUUCCAAGGUCUCUAUGUGUUUCACCUGGCGUUCACUUUCGUACGCAUAGACGAUGGGGGAGGAUACGUCAUCGUAGCUCUUCAAGUGAACGGAGAUACCAAAGCGCAGGUGUCUGGUCUUGCUGUUCCAGAUGCUGAGAUGAUGUUUCGAUCCACCUCAUAUGGUCCACCACAGAACAGUGCUAUUACUGUAGCUCAGAAUCUAAACCAAGGCGAUGAAAUUACUCUUCGAAAAAUCAUUGCGCAGGCAGAAGGAAUCAUUGGAUAUGUUUCGUUUGUCGGGUACCUCCUUUCCUAACCAUACAGCUGCCAUUGCGGCCACAUAAUGUUAACAUUACUAAUUACACAAGUUUGCAAAAUACACGUCGAAGCAUUAAAUGGAAUUGAGAACAUACUUGCAGAAAAUGUAAUUUUCUACUGGCUAGUGUUUUCAAGAAUGAAACCACGACUUGUAGAUAUUGUAUUAUACUUUAUGAUUAAGAAAGUAGCCUAGCCUAUGUAAACAGAAUACUGUUUGUUUUUCCAUAGAUUAUGUUCUUCGCAUAUCAUUCUGUUCGAGCUCUUAAGGCCCGGUCUUAAGAUCACGACAGUUUUUAUAGCAUAUGCAUGAGGUAUAGAUCUGGUAAGCAGGGGCGGCGGUUUCUUUUCGAGACCGGGGGGACGAAAUGCGAGGGAUGAGAGAGCAUAGUGGAAACUGUGCUUAUACGCCUGUAAUACCAACGAAAUACAGAUUUUCCACAAUAUUUACUUGUACAUUAUUUUUGAAAGAUAUUAUGCGAAGGAGCGUAGCGACCGAGCGAGAAGAUAUUUUCAUUUUUUAUUGGUCUAAACGCUGCACUCUUCUGCCCUCCAUAGCCUAAAAAUGUGUUGCAGUCUUUAUUUGCUGUACAUGUUUUUGAUGCACUUUUUCAAAUUUCCAGGAGGCAAAUUUUACGAUCCCUCUAAAAAAAAUGAGGGGGGGGGGGGUACACACCAUCGGGAUCCCCGCACCUGAUGGCAAGGCAUAUUCCCCACGAAAUAAAUGAAAGAUGCAACAAAGAGAAGACAAUUGUAGUUAUCUAAAUGUAUUGUGGCCCCCGGGGCACCAUCACUUGGGUAAACUACCAUUUUUCACCACGUAAUAAUAAUAAUGUAUUAAACCCUAGUUGUGUAGGAAACCAAACGUUGAAUAUUAUACACUGAAGCAGGGGAGCAAAACCUUCAAGCGGUAUCAUUUUUUUCAUUUUCACUCUAUAUGAACGAAAUUUAUUUUGCAUUUUACCAUAGUACAGAUUGUUUAAAGAAGCUCAGAAACUGAUCGUUAAUUUCGUUCAAUUUUUGAAAAUAAUAAGCCCUACUGAAAAUUUAUUCAACUGUCUUCUUUUUUCAGUUGCAGUAGGCCUAUAUAGGCCUACAUGCCACCGCCAGGUGUAUUUUCGUACUGUUCAGGUACAGAGCAGAUGUAGGCCUACGUACAAUGUCUGAUAAAAGGUACAGUUAACUUCGUCCAAGUAAAAACAUCUGCAGGGCGCAAAUGAAAAAUAUAUUAUAUUCGUUGGAUUUUGCUCUUGAUUUAGUUAGGUAAUUACAUUUUUUGGAAGGGCUCGUGCCCCUUAUACACCUCUAGAUACACCCCUAGAUACACCCCUAGAUACACACAGCGAUUAAACAACCCCUGCUCUUCUCCUCUUCUGACCAUUCAGGAUUUCCUCCGAGUCCAUUCAUCCCAAGUCCGUUUGAUUGAUAAGUUGAAAAUAGUAUCACCAUUUUCCCGUUUUUAUUGCAGGCUAGAUUGAAGUUUUCAUCUAGUUCCGGUAUAUAAUUCUUAAUUACAAGACUAUUGCACACCAUUGAUUAUUUUCCUUAAUCACUGUUAUUAGUAUGUAUUUUAUACAACAUAUUUUAUUUGUGGUACAUCAAAAUGAUACGAUUUUGAGUUUAAUAAAUUGUUCCAAGAACACAAUGAACCACUA